Molecule: messenger RNA, 453 nt
Organism: Sphaerulina musiva SO2202
Lineage: Eukaryota; Fungi; Ascomycota; Dothideomycetes; Mycosphaerellales; Mycosphaerellaceae
Exons: 1
Coding region: 1-453 (150 amino acids)
Source: RefSeq, a predicted model, not a curated record
AUGAAGAUCACUCAGACGUGGUCAAAAAGCGGAUUCCCCUACACGAGCUCGCGAAUCGGGAGUCGCUUUCCACCCUCCUGGGAUACUGACCAGCGCGCAGAAAUCAUCCGCCGCUUGCGGUCGCCUCCGCGUGAUGAUAUAGACCGUCAGCACAGCAUGGUGGCAUUGGAAAUGACGACAAUGUCUGACUUUGGAGAUAUUCUGACUUUGGAGAUCACUUUUCAAAGUGAUAUCAUGAACCCUGUCAAUGUAUCACGACCUACCGCAUUUUCUGGAUGUGGCCGAUUUGCAGCCACCGUGGACGUCGCGCAAAUGGCUAGGCUCGAUGUCGGCAGGUAUUUGUCGAAGGACACGAGCAAUUUUGUAUUGGCACAUAGCCCUCUGCAGAUACAUGUAUUGACGAUGCGAUGGCUGAGUACCGCGCGGUAUGUGACCGUAGAUUCUAGCGACUAA